Molecule: messenger RNA, 1146 nt
Organism: Prunus armeniaca (apricot)
Lineage: Eukaryota; Viridiplantae; Streptophyta; Magnoliopsida; Rosales; Rosaceae
Source: the annotation of a GenBank genome assembly
AUGGCCAAGGACAUCCAGAGCCUUACCGGCUGUGUUGCAGCCCUAACCAGGUUUAUCUCUAAGGCCACCGAUCGCUGCGCCCCCUUCUUCAAGGCACUCAAGGGCAACAAGCGAAGCAUUACCUGGACUGCCGAAUGUGACAAAGCUUUCAGCGAGCUCAAAGAGUAUAUGAGCCGGGCCCCUUUAUUAUCAACCCCCAAGCCUGGAAACACCCUCACAAUUUACCUCUUCGUCUUGGCCACAACAGUUAGCUCGGUGCUCGUCCGAUCACAUGAAGGUGCUGAGCACCUGGUGCAUUAUGUUAGCAAAACAUUACAAGAUGUCAAGGUUCGGUACUCAGAUAUUGAGAAACUGGCCUUCGCCUUGGUAGUUUCAGCUAGACGCCUUAGACAAUACUUCCAAGCGCACACCAUCCAUGUCCUAACCAAUCAGCCACUAAGACAAGUAUUGCAAAAGCCAAAGACUUCUAGCAGGUUGGUUAAGUGGGUCAUUGAACUUGGUGAGUUUGAUAUCCACUACAAACCCCGCCCAGCUACAAAGGGCCAGACCAUUGCUGACUUCAUAUCAGAAUUCACAGAACCCCAAGCUCACAAUUUACCUAAGCUAGCUUUGGAUAGCUCUUGGCUCCCGAAUGGUUUGGGAGUUCUUUUGUUGACUCCUCCAUAUGACUUGGGUUGGGUAGCUUUUGUGCUCCCACAUAGAACUUCUGUUUUGUUUCUUUGGAUAUCAGCCAUGGAUAGAACAGACUCAAUCCAACUCAUUUCAGCGAAUUUGGUCUGCUCUACACUUAACUCUGGGAAAUUUUCUUUCAUCCAAGGGAGAAAUGGAGGAACAGGAACCAGCUCAAGUUUCCAUGCCAGAAUGACUCCAAAGCUUGAACCUCCCCCUACGCUAAUAGCCCUUGAGCAUGUGGAAUUGGAGGAGGAUCUAUGGAAAAAGAACUGGAGUAAUCAAUAUGAGAACCCCCAGUCUGCUCAUCAAUCUGAAUUCAGAAUUAUAAUUCUAAUAGAUGUUAUUGAUUUUCUGUUUGCGUGUGGUUAUGGGUGGUCUUUUGUUGCUUUGGAUAGAGCAGUUUGGUUGGUGUUUUCAAUUCUGUUAAGCAAGGGGUGGGUCAGUGGGGAAUCAAUCACUGGCCCUGUGUUCUGA